AUGAAUUCCAGAAAACUGCUCUCAGAAGCACGGAGAAUGUUUCCUGCCACUAAAGUACGCUGGCAGCAGCCAUCACGGAUUCUUAUCGUGGAUGUCACAUCACCUUCCUGGACCAACACCUGCUCUGUGCUUUCUGAAGCUCUGGAAAACACCCUGUGCUUAGCCUGCAGCUGGACUGGCCCCUGCCGGGUGCCCCUGCUGAGCCUCUACGUGGUGCAGAGCCAGCAGGAGUGUCUGCUGCCCUUCACGCAAGUGAGAGAAAACUUUGCACGAAUUCAAGCCUGCAUUUCAGAGCUCCGUGCGCUGCCAAGAGAAGGCUGCUUCCCCCAGGGAGGCAGUGGAGUGGUGCAAGCUGUGCAGGAUGGAUUGCAGCAGUUCAAGCAGUACAGCAGACACAUAGCAGGAGGCUCCACAAACAGUUUUGUUGAGAUCACAAUUUUGACUAGCCAGUCCAGCAGAGAAAUGGUGAAGCAGCUGGAAAAGAAGUUAAAAGAUGUAGACCUUGUGAGUCUGCGAAGAAUACAAGUCAUCGAGGUUUUGAAGAGGGACUUUCUGGAGCCUGAGGCUGUGGAACAGUGCAUGCCAGCAGAAGAGCCCAGCAGCAAUGAUAUUGCAAUCCUGGGAAUGGACAUUGAUGUGCAAACUGUAGAGGACAAUGUCAUCAGCCUGGAGAUGCUGUUUAAAAUGUGGCUACAUGACUAUGGCACAGAGAGAGAACAUCUCCACCUCUUCCUUCCAUCAGGAGGCUUCAGCCAGGCCACUGCACCCAAGACCACCAUAAUAUGCCUGAAGUGUGAUCUGCAGGAGAGAUUGCUCGACCCAGCGCUCCUUUCUGGGGCUGUUGAUGGCACCAUGAGAGCAGCAGAUGUGACUUCACCCUGCCAGAUGGCAGCCUGGCCAGCCACCGUGCUGUAUAAACUCCAGGUUGUAAAGGCUCUGAAGUCUGAAGGGGUCUGUGAGUCUGUGUUGUAUGGACUGCCCCUCAUCAUCAAGCCCACAAGCUGCUGGCAGCUAGACUGGGAUGAACUGGAGACAAACCAGCACAGCUUCCAUGCUCUAUGUCACAGUCUCAUGAGAAGGAAGUGGAUGCUUUUGGCCAAACGUGAGCCACAAAACACUGGUCCCAGCUGGAACAUCAUGGUGCAUUCCUACUACAUCCUUGUCCCUUCCGACUCAGCCACCCUGCUGGUCAGAGCAGUGGCCACCAGAGAGCUCCUGCUGCCCUCAGCCUUCCCAGCCCUCCUGGCUGAACACCCUGAGGGGGAGCGUGGCCCCGUAGAGAGUGCCCUGAACAGCUUGGAAGUGGAAGUUGCUUAUAACCCCUUGCACCUUAAGAGCAACCUCUACAAAUACCUGAAGAGCACAUUGUACAAACCUCAGCCCAGGCAGCAGGCCCAGCCCAGGGAGCAGCGCCCGGAGCGGCACCAGCCCAAGCAGCAUCCCAGCAGAGCCAGGGCCACAGUGGCGCCCCUGCGGAUGGCUCCUCCUCCUGCCCAGGCAUUCAGAGCAGCAGCGGGGAGGAGAGAUGCCUGCGAGGACUCACUGUUCCCUCAAGAGUAUGAGGAGUUCCUGCAGUGA
Chaetura pelagica (chimney swift) is the source of this 1578-nucleotide messenger RNA. It is a transcript of the gene M1AP, whose product is annotated as meiosis 1 associated protein. The coding region runs from base 1 to 1578 and encodes 525 amino acids. Gene Ontology annotation, biological process: spermatogenesis; male meiosis chromosome separation; meiosis I. The transcript has 9 exons. NCBI's taxonomy places the organism in Eukaryota, Metazoa, Chordata, Aves, Apodiformes, Apodidae. The record is from RefSeq and is a predicted model, not a curated record.